Messenger RNA from Musca domestica (house fly), 1194 nucleotides. RefSeq lists its product as uncharacterized. Bases 1 to 1194 code for a protein of 397 amino acids. Lineage: Eukaryota; Metazoa; Arthropoda; Insecta; Diptera; Muscidae. The record is from RefSeq and is a predicted model, not a curated record. The transcript has 4 exons.
AUGGCCUGCAAGAGCCUAGAAAUUGAGGAUCUGGCUGGUAAAACUCUCAACACCGUGAAGCUGGCUGGCCAGAGUCUUGAGAAGCUGGAUGGCCAGAGUCUCGGUACAGAGAAGCUGGAUGGCCAGAGUCUCGGUACAGAGAAGCUGGAUGGCCAGAGUCUCGGUACAAAGAAGUUUGUGGCAAAAACUCUCGUUACAUAUCAACUGGCAGGACCAACUUUCGGUACAGUGAAGCUGACGGCCCAAACUCUCGAUACAGAGAAGACUUUCGGUACAGAGCACUUGACUGCCCAGACUUUCGGUAGAAAGAAGCUAGCUGACCAGACCCUCGGUGCGGAAAAGCUGGCUGGCCAUACUUUCGGUAGAGAGAAGCUCGCGGACCAAACUCUCGGUACAGAGACCCUCGGUACCGAGAAGCUAGCUGUCCAGACUCUCGGUGCAGAAGAGCUGGAGGGCCAUGUUCUUGGUACAGAGAAACUGUCUGGCCAGACUUUCGCUGCAGAGAAGCUGACCAGCCAGACUUUCGGUGCAGAAAAGUUUACUGGCCGGACUUUCGCUACAAAGAAGAUAGAGGACCAGACCCUCGGUACAAAGAAGCUAGCUGGCCAUAUUUUCGGUACGGAGAAGCUGGCUGACAAGACUCUCGGUAUAGAGAAGCUGGCUGGCCCAUCCCUCGGUGCAGAGAAGCUCGCGGCCCAAACUCUGGGUACAGAGAAGUUGGCUGACCAGGCUCUCGGUACAGAAGAGCUACUUGGCAAGACUUUCGGUGCAGAAAAGUUGAUUGGCCAUACUGUCGGUACAAAGAAGAUAGCUGACCAGACCCUCGGGAAGCUAGCUGGCCAGACUCUCAGUACAGAAGAGCUGGCUGUCAGGAAUCGUGAUACAGGGAAGCUGGCUGUCCAGAAUCUCGGUACACAGAAGUUGGGUGGCCAUACUCUCGGUACAGAGAAGCUGGCUAGCCGGACUCUCAGUACAGAAGAGCUGACUGGCCAGACUUUCGAUUCAGAGAAGCUGGCUGACCAAAACCUCAGCACAAACAAGCUGGCUCGCCAGAAACUCGGUACAGAGAUGCUGGCUGCCAGACUCUCAGUACAGAAAACCCAGCUGUCUAAACUCUCGGUACAGAGAAGCUGGCUGGCCAGACUUUCUGUACGGAAAAGCUGGAUGGCUAGACUUUCGGUGCAGAGAAGCUGA